This is a messenger RNA of Andrographis paniculata, 2333 nucleotides long. RefSeq names its product probable inactive patatin-like protein 9. Bases 487 to 1668 code for a protein of 393 amino acids. NCBI's taxonomy places the organism in Eukaryota, Viridiplantae, Streptophyta, Magnoliopsida, Lamiales, Acanthaceae. The transcript is spliced from 3 exons. The record is from RefSeq and is a predicted model, not a curated record. Gene Ontology annotation, biological process: lipid metabolic process.
UAGGCUCAAGUAACAACCAUUGUGCACUCUACUCUAAUCUAGUCUAGUUUGUCUCACUUUAUGUUUGGAGUAGCACACCGUCGUCGAGUCCAACUGAGUGACGGGUAUGUAUGGUAAGUGUAUAUAUACGGACCCCCACUCACCUUCCAGCACUCCUCUCCCCCACGCAGAGUGAGAGAGUAAGACAGAAAGAGACAGAGAGGUGCUUCCUCCCUUCCUUUUAGGAGGAGGAGGAGGAGGGAGGAUUUGUUCUCAUUUUCACGCCAACCAGCCAUUAAUGCCCUUCAGUGGUUAAGCGUGACCACCCUCUCUUUUCCCCUGUAAUUUGUCCCCCAACCUAUUCUAUUCUAGGUCUCUCUACUCUAGCCGUGCACUGAAUGAAAGCCUAUAGAUUGACCGAGUUAAUUGGAGGAGAGGAGAGGAGAGGAGAGGACUGAGGAGAGUCAUUGCAAUUUGCAAGUGGUGUUGUAGUAGUAGUAGUAUGUGAUGGAGUUGAAUAAGGUAACGAUGGAGAUUUUCUCCAGGCUGGAGCAGAAAUGGUUGCACUUGCACCACUGCGAGGGCAAGAUCAAAACACGUGUUCUCACCAUUGACGGUGGAGGAACCACCUGUGUUAUUGCCGGAGCCGCCUUGGUUCAUCUCGAACACCAGAUCCAAGCCAAAACUGGCGAUUCCAACGCUCGGAUUGCUCACUUCUUCGAUAUUGUUGCCGGCACUGGGAUCGGCGCGCUCCUCGCCGCAAUGCUCGUCGCCGAUGACGGCGCUGGUCAUCCGCUCUACUCUGCUAGGGACGCCCUUAACUUUAUUGCUAGAAAUCGAACGGCACUAUUCAAAGUUAAACACGUUGGCGUUUUCCGCCGGCGGAUGAGGUUAUCGGGGACGAGCAUGGAUUUGGCGUUGAAGGAAGCAUUCAAGAGAGAUGAUGGCAAGGUCUUAACCCUCAGGGACACAUGUAGGCCUCUCCUUGUCCCCUGCUUCGAUUUGAACACCUCGGCGCCGUUUGUUUUCUCUCGAGCCGACGCUUCCGAGUCGCCGAGCUUCGAUUUCGAGCUUUGGAAAGCCAUUCGCGCCACGGCAGCGACGCCGUCAAUGUUCAAGCCGUUUAAGCUAACCUCGUGUGACGGAAAAACCUCCUGCUUAGCCGUGGAUGGUGGGAUUGUGAUGAACAAUCCCACCGCAGCGGCCGUCACACACGUUCUUCACAACAAGCGCGAUUUCCCCUCUGUUACUGGCGUGGAUGAUCUGUUGGUGCUGUCGCUCGGAAACGGACUAAGCAGACCGUCGACGAUGAAGCUCGGCCGCCACGGUGACUGCUCGACGGUGUCCAUCCUAGGCAUUGCACUCGACGGCGUCUCCGAAACCGUCGAUCAAAUGCUCGGCAACGCCUUCUGUUGGAAUUCCAAUAAUUACGUCAGAAUACAGGCCAACGGCGAGGCGGAGGAAGCACUGGAUGAGAGAGGAGUGGAGUCGUUGCCGUUCGGCGGCAAGCGGUUGCUGGCGGAGACAAACAGAGAGAGGAUCGGAAGGUUCGUACAACAGCUAAUCGUAACGGGACGGAGUAGCCUGCCACCGAGUCCGUGCAAGGAAACGGCCGUUAGUAAUGAAGAAGUAUACACAAGUGGAAUAAAAGUACGAUCUGGUACUUAUAUAGGUGGAUGGAGGUGGUAAAUUUUUGUGGGGCACAGAGACAUACAUUUAUUAUUUAAUAUAGAGAAGAGACUGAAGCUGUUGAGCUAGUAAUAUUAUUUAUUUCUGUCCUUGCUUAGCUUGGUUGCUGAUUAUGAAUACAUCAUCAGGGGUGUGCCUGAAUUUAUGUAUUGUUAGGCUAGGUAGAACAUGUUUUAAGUUGGUAUAGUUAAUUGAAUUAGAUAGUGUGUGUGGGUGUAUUAGCAGGCAGCAGUUAGCUGAGACAUAAUAAGGGGGUGUCUGUCUGUCUGUCUUAAAUACUCCUAUAUUGGUAUGGACCUGAACAAAAGGGGUGGCGUGUCUGCAGUAUGAAUGAAUGAAUGAAUAGCUCUGUUUUGAUGGACAAACGGGUUAGAAGAAUCAGCAGCAGGCAGGUGGAUAGAUGAGAUUUGAUUGAUUCAUGGUGUGUGUGUGUGUGGGGUAUUGGGCUUGCAAAAAUCACCUGAGGCUGAGGGUGGACACAGAUAGAAAAAGUAGGACUGAUCAGUGAUGAUAUGUGUAUAUAUAUAUAUAUAUAUAUAUUUAUAUUUAUAUGAGGUGGUGCUCCCGAUCCCGAUCCCGGACAGUUCCGAUGCGUUCUCCCUUACUACUGCAUGCCAAUUGCCAAGUUGAAUUGUAUUUGUAAUAUGAUGACACAUAUUAUAAUA